Messenger RNA from Mus pahari (shrew mouse), 5370 nucleotides. RefSeq names its product scaffold attachment factor B2. Lineage: Eukaryota; Metazoa; Chordata; Mammalia; Rodentia; Muridae. The transcript is spliced from 21 exons. Gene Ontology annotation, molecular function: RNA binding; sequence-specific DNA binding. Gene Ontology annotation, biological process: regulation of androgen receptor signaling pathway; regulation of mRNA processing; regulation of transcription by RNA polymerase II. Gene Ontology annotation, cellular component: nucleus. The record is from RefSeq and is a predicted model, not a curated record. Bases 187 to 3150 code for a protein of 987 amino acids.
GCUGUGGCGUGCGACCUAAGGAGGUACGUCAGGGCUGUGCGCCUGCGCAGCCGCAAAGGGAGGCGGGAGGAAGCGAGUGCGUUUUCCUCUUCGGCAGCGCCAUUUUGUACUCCGUCCGAGCCGCCGCAGCCGGUGCCAGCGAGCGUAGGGGGUUCCGGAGUGAGUUGGGAAGUCGCGGAAGCGAGGAUGGCGGAACCCGGGACCGGGUCGGGCGAUCCCGCCUUUGGCCCGGUCGCCUCGGAGGGUGGGACGCGGCGGCUCAGCGACCUGCGGGUGAUCGACCUGAGGGCGGAGCUGAAGAAGCGGAACCUGGAUACCGGAGGCAACAAGAGCGUGCUGAUGGAGCGGCUGAGGAAGGCAUUUAAGGAGGAAGGACAAGAACCCGAGGAGGUUGGAAUCAGCUGGGGAGCUGCGAGCAAGAGGGCUGUAAAGAGAAACACCAAAGGAUCCAAGAUGGAGGAGGAGGGCAGCGAGGACAACGGCCUGGAGGAAGAUUCCAGAGAUGGGCAGGAUGGGGUUGUGAUUCUUCAGAGUUCACAAGACAGGGACACCAUGGAUACAUGUGUGCCAGAUGGGAUGGAGGCUGAGGAUCUCGGUGUGCCCUGCCUGGGGAAGGCCGACACCGUCAACCAGAUUCUUCAUGCUUUUGAUGACAGUAAAGAGUACGUGGCCGCGCAGCUGGGACAGCUUCCAGCUCAGCUCCUGAAGCAUGCUGUGAAUGAGGAGGUCUUCAAGAACACUCUGGAAGCUUCUGUGUCAGACCUUAAAGUAGCUCUGGCUGAUGAAGAAGCCCCCAUGGAACCAGAAAAUGAGAAAAUACUCGACAUUUUGGGGGAAACUUGUAAAUCUGAGCCAGUAAAAGAAGAAGGUUCGGAGCUGGAGCAGCCCUUUGCCCAGGCCACGAGUAGCGUGGGGCCAGACAGGAAGCUGGUGGAGGAAGAGGACCUAAUUGAGAGCUGCGGCCACCCGGAAGAGGAAGAGGAAGAAGAAGAAGAGCAGGAAGAGGAGGGAGAUUUAGCUUUGGCCAGCAGCAGCAAGUCUGAGUCUCCAAGCACUCAAUGUCAGUGGAGCGAGGCAGACGCCCUGUUAGCAGUAGUGAAAAGGGAGCUGGCAGAUGCGCCAGGUGGAGGUGGAGAUACUCGGCACAGGCGGAAGCGCAAACGAAGGCGGAAGAAUCAGGCACAGGCAGAAGCCCUGGGCACAGGCGGAGGCACUGGGAUGGACCGCGAGCCUGUAGGGCAAGAGGAGCCAGUUGAACAGAGUAGCACGGCUGCCCAGCUCCCGGAGGCCACCAGCCAGGAGCUGGUGCGAGCGCCCACGGCAGCCCUGAGCCCUGAGCCCCAAGAUAGCAAAGACGACGUGAAGAAGUUUGCUUUUGACGCUUGUAAUGACGUCCCUGCGCCUCCUAAAGAGUCCUCAGCCAGUGAGGGCGCUGAUCAGAAAAUGAGCUCUGUUAAGGAAGAACAAGAUAUAAAGCCAGUCAUUAAAGAUGAAAAAGGCCGUGCCAGCUGUAGCUCAGGAAGGAACCUGUGGGUCAGUGGGCUGUCCUCCAGCACCCGUGCUGCUGACCUCAAGAGCCUCUUCAGCAAGCAUGGGAAGGUCAUCGGAGCCAAGGUGGUCACCAAUGCCCGCAGUCCUGGGGCUCGGUGCUAUGGAUUUGUGACCAUGUCCACAUCAGAUGAGGCCACCAAAUGCAUCAGCCACCUGCACAGGACUGAACUACAUGGGAGGAUGAUCUCUGUGGAGAAGGCCAAGAAUGAACCCUCUGAGAAGAAGUCGGCAGACAGGAGAGUGUGUGACCAAAAGGAGAAGGUGCCAGGGCUGGACAGGCCUCACCCUGUGAAGAUCAAGACGGAGAAAACCGUAAUCAAGAAGGAAGAAAAACUGGAAAGAAAGGAGGAGAAAGGGCCAGAAGACAUUAAAAAGGAGAAAGAUCAAGAUGAGCUCACACCAGGAGCUGCUGGUCAUUCUCGAGUCACCAAAUCAGGAAGCAGAGGCAUGGAGCGUACAGUCGUGAUGGACAAGUCCAAGGGCGAGCCCGUCAUCAGUGUGAAAGCCACAAGCAGGUCAAAGGACAGACAGAGCUCCAAAAGUCAAGACCGAAAGUCAGAGGGCAGGGAGAAGAGAGACAUAUUGUCAUUCGACAAGAUCAAGGAGCAGCGGGAGCGGGAGCGCCAGAGGCAGAGGGAGCGUGAAAUCCGGGAGACAGAGCGACGACGGGAGCGGGAGCAGCGAGAGCGGGAGCAGCGUCUGGAUGCCUUCCAGGAGCGUCGGGAGAAGGCUCGCUUGCAGAGAGAGCGGAUGCAGCUCCAGUGCCAGCGGCAGCGGUUGGAGCGGGAGAGGCUGGAGAGGGAGCGGCUAGAGCGGGAGAGAAUGAGAGUGGAGCGUGAAAGGCGCAAGGAACAGCAGCGCAUUAUGCGUGAGCGUGAGGAGCUGCGGAGGCAGCAAGAACAGCUGCGUGCUGAGCAGGAACGGCGGGCACUGCGCAGACCCUACGACCUGGAUGCUAGGAGAGACGAUGGCUACUGGCCAGAAGGGAAGCGUGCAGCCAUGGAGGACAGAUACCGAGACUUUCCACGGCCAGAUCACCGCUUCCAUGACUUUGAUCACCGGGAUCGUGGCCAUUACCAGGAGCAUGUCAUAGACAGGAGGGAUGGGUCCAGAACCAGAGUGGAGGAGCGGGAUGGGCAGUACUACCCAGAUGACCAGCACAGCCAUGAAAGGCUCCUGGAGCACCAUGCUUGGGAUGCCCGAGAUGGCUGGCAUGGCUACAGCUCUGACAAGAAGUUGAAUGAAAGCCAAGGGCUGCCCCCUCCCCCCAGGGUCAGCCGAGAGUGGGCGGAGCACAGCUCACAGUUGGAGGAGCAGCAGGUUCCUGUCUGGCACAGUGCUGUGGACACAAACAUGACGGGCCAUGAACACAUACGGUGGCGAGGUGCUGAGCGGGGCCUUGCAGGAGGACCUGGGCAUGGGCAUGUGGCAGCAGGCCGGGGUGGCAUGGCUGGGCAAGGCAGCUUUGCACACGGUGGACAUUCCCAGGGCUAUAUUGUGCCCAGUGGUAGACUGGAAAGUGGUGGCAUGGCCAGCCAGGACCAGGGUGGCCGAGUCCCCAACCCCCACCCUCACCCCCACUUCAACCGCCGCUACUGAACUGCUCUGGACCAAACCCUGCUGCUGCAAGUAGGCAGAGAGAGACUGCAACUCCAGCCACCUCCCACUUGUGGCACCGCUAGCCGUCACAGGUUCUGCCAAGUGUCGAUGUGAACUCACUCUCCUGGUGUUUCUAAUAAACUCAGUCCUGUUCUGCUGUUCGUAAGACAAGGUUUCUGCUGCCAGGCAUUCUGCGUCCCUCCGACCCAUUCCACCCUACCCUGUUUUGUGGCUGCAGCUCUGUCCUGCCCUUGGCCCAUGCUCAGGGUCCAGGUCUUCUGCCCCACAUCUCAGACAUGGCGGCGCUGGAAUCAAAGUUCAGAGGCAGUGGUGGUAGAGGCAGCUGCAGAGCCGCCAGCUGCCCUUUCUCCAGGACCAGUACAGAAGCCCGAGCUGCUUUCCCUAGCAGCCUCCUUGAAAGGCCACAGCCUGAUGGUGCAGGCACUAUGUACCUUCUCAAGCAGUGUCGUUGACCAGGCUCUGCCAGCGGAAUAACCCAUCUUUAGAUUUGUUCCUCCCCGUUUGAGCACAGGUUCAGGAGUGAGAGCAUCCAAACCCUUGUGGCUAUGGCACUGGUGACGUCUUACAUGGUGAGAGGUCUUUGCAUGGUGACUGACAGUCUAAUUGGUUAUUUUUUAGUACUUGACCCUACCACUAGCUAGCUAUGAAGUCAGAGUCCUUUAAGCCACAAGUUUGGUACCCAAACCAGUCUUCGGCCAUCUCAGAGGCCAGGAUACCAUCUGUCCUCUUGAUGUCUAUCCACCAGUGCUGAGUGGCACCAAACCUGCCUCUCUGCAUAUCUCAGUCUGCCAGAGCCCACCUUGCCACCAGCACUUCAGUCAACUGAGUCUCCUUUCCCUCGGGCUCUGGUCAUGUGGGCACUCUGCAUCCCUCCAUCAGGCAGGCUUGGCCUGACAAGGUCUGUCUCCAGGGCUGUAUUUGAUCUGACAGAAUGGCAAGGCUAGCCUCGGCUUAGCAGGUCGGACUGAGCAUGUCAGCAGUUCCAGUGCUAGAGGGUGUUAGCAGUUCACGUGUCAUCCCACCACCAAGGCUGAGAUAAAACUAGUUCAGGCUAGCCUGGGCUAUGUAAGAAGACUCUACUUCAAAACCAGACAGGACAUUGUACUUCAAGGACAUAAUGCUCAGUGGAAUGAGCCAGACACUACUGGGCCCACUACCAGAACAUCCCCGAAGUUCUCAGCCACAGAAAGGAAGUGGCAUUGUGGGUGCUGGGAGGUGGGAGAGGAUACAAUUAGUGUGAAAAGUGGGCGUAGCUUUGUUGUGCUGAGAUGGAAUCUUCAGGAGAUGGAUGGCGGGCAUGGCCACCCAGCCUUGAGAAUGAGCUUUCUACCCUCAAGCAGUGUCCUAAAAAGGCUAAGGUGGUAAGUUUGGGGUAGUGUUUUAAGGGGACUAACCUCUUUGGGCUGGCUGUCCUCAAAUGCACAUUUCUGCCCUCCAGUGUUUGCCACUGUACCUGUCCUGCUUGCUGGAGGGCUUCUUAUACUGCAGAAAAGGUUUAUAGUGCCUAGGGUGCAGCAGAAAACUGUGACUGCUGUGACUGCUUCCUGUAUCCAGGUUCCAAAUCCUGUCUACUUGCCCAUUCCUGUGGCCCGCAUCUUCUCAGAUGCAAGAAUUAGGAUCCAGAGUGGGCAUUUUGCCUGUGUGACCUUGUACAAUCCACUUUAAGACACCUGACCACCAGGUGUGGUGGGUAGGCCUUAGAUCAAGACCAUCCUGGACAACCUAGCAAGUUCCAGGACAAGAAAACGAAAUCUGAUGGCAGUGCUUAGGUCAGUCACACCAGCAGUCCCUGUGGCUGAUGACACAUGGAAAUGCUAUUCUGGUAACCCAGGCAGGUAUAGCUACAUUCUUCGGGGACACCAGAAUUACCUAACACUGGUUCUCAGGGUUCUCACUUCCCAGGUGAUCCCUGCUUCUCCUCAGACAUGCUAGGACCCCUCAUGGGACAAGCAUUAAGGAACCUGCACUUACUGUGGACACUGUGGUUCUUUAUGGAACUUCUGUGACCUGUAUCCCCUUGCUCCUGGUCCCAGUUCUCUCAGGCCUGUCCCUUUCCAGAUUACCUGCCUGUCCCCUACCCCUGACCAUGCUCCCAUCCUUAGGUUACAUUUUUCUUAUUAAAACAAAGUUUACCACCCAGCUGAAAAAGUUUUACAUACAUACUUUUCCCACCCCUCAGAUCCUCCCCGACCCUUCAGA